This is a messenger RNA of Anisakis simplex (herring worm), 1086 nucleotides long. The record is from the annotation of a GenBank genome assembly. Lineage: Eukaryota; Metazoa; Nematoda; Chromadorea; Rhabditida; Anisakidae.
AUGGAUUUCAAUUUCAAGAAAAUUGCUUCAGAUGCCAGUGGAUUUUUUAGUCGUGCGAAACAGCUAACAGAAGAAACAUUUCUGAAGGCCGAAAAAACCGAACUGGAUGCUCACUUCGAGAAUCUCCUGCAAAGAGCAGAUAAAACCGAAGAGCACACCAAACGACUGCUGUCAUGUCUCGAAAGUUAUCUGCAGCCCAAUCCUACAAUACGUAUGGAGGAAGUAUUUUAUGAAAAACUGGAACUGAGGAAAGAGGGUGAGCGUAUGAACAAUUUGGAGCAUCUUGGUCAGGCGAUGACAGACGCAGGAAAUGAAUUCGGGUCUGGAACUCCUUAUGGGAACGCUCUCUUGAAAGUGGCACAGGCUGAAUUUAAACUCGGCGCAGGUGAACGUGAUCUCAUCAACAAUUGUGCUAGUAAUACACUUUUACCGAUACGUCGAUUCCUUGAGGGAGACAUGAAAACGAUUCAGCGUGAACGUAAAGUGCUUUCUACGAAACGAUUGGACCUGGACGCUGCAAAAAGCCGUUUGAGGAAGGCGAAAUCACUUGAGGCGCAGAGUAAUGCAGAAGCAGAUUUGCGUGUAGCACAGGCCGAGUUCGAUAAGCAGGCUGAAAUAACGAAGUUAUUGCUCGAAGGCAUUCAAACUGCUCAUAAUAAUCAACUGAAGUGUUUACGUGAUUUUGUUGAAGCGCAGAUGUCUUUUUAUGCACAAGCGCAUAAACAUAUGGCCGACCUACAAAGGGAACUGUCUGGCAUAGUGUCGUUUCGUGGAUCAUCGAUUAGACUACUGCAAGAUGACAGUGAUCACUCGAAGCGUCCGUUGACUGCAAUCGCUGAGAAUAGAACGCAGCAUGACACAAACCACAAUGAUAUCAACCAACAAGUCUAUGCAGUUGAUGACAUGGCUACAAAGCAAGCAAGGCUUAUUUUCGACUACGAUGCGCAAACACCUCAGGAGGUAUCUGCCGCCAGGAACGAGAUUGUAAUUGUUUAUCGACUUCCCGGAAUGGAUUCUGACUGGGUUAUGGCUGAGAAAAGCGGUAAACGAGGACGAAUCCCACUGUCUUAUUUGGAAAUUAUUUAG